AGGAUAUACCCCGAGCAGCGCGUAUUCGGCGUCAGUUGAACGUGUGAUUCGAAACGUUCCACAUUUGAAUUUUAAUUUAUUUUUAAUUCGUGUAUUUGUGACUUGAACCGCCAGUUCUGACAUAAUUGAGUGUUAUAGUGCCACAGAGAUAAUCUAUACACAAUGGAUCCUCUUGUAGUCGAUGUCGUCCACUUCUACCCGAGGGAGAACGCGCAACCACACAAUACCGUUAAAUUCGAAGUGAUAAACGAUGAAAAUCCUACCACUACCAUCGUGCGACGUGGUCAACCCUUCAAUGGCGUGGCGAGGUUCACGAGGCCAUUCGACGAGAAUGAGGACGUUGUUCAACUGGUAUUCAACCUCGGAGACAAGCCACUAAUGGAUACUCAAGGUUCGAUGAUCUUGAAACGCGACGUAAUUCCCGACAAGCACAGCUGGUGCGCCAAAAUCUUGGACAUACAAGGAGAUACCGUGUCGUUUGAGGUUUCAACUCCAGUAACUUUGCCAGUGGGUUGCUGGGCUCUACGUUUGGUCACAAGUUUGAAGAGCAGCCGCGCGAGAGAAGUCUAUGACUAUGACCAGGACUUGUACAUCCUCUUUAACCCAUGGAAUCCAGACGAUCAAACCUAUAUGGAAGACGUGGGUCUUUUACAAGAGUACGUGCUGAACGAUGUUGGCAAAGUGUGGGUCGGUCCCAUCAAAACUACAAGAGGGAAGCCCUGGUUCUAUGGGCAGUUCGAUAGCGCUGUGUUACCAGCUGUCAUGUUUAUGCUGGACAGAGCUGACAUACCUUUCCACCACCGCGGAGACCCUGUGAAGGUAUCAAGGGUUAUUUCCCGCAUCGUUAACUCUAACGAUGAUGCUGGUGUGCUCGUGGGGCGUUGGGAUGGAGAGUAUGAGGAUGGUACUGCUCCAUCUGAAUGGACCGGCUCAGUGGAAAUUCUAGCCCAGUAUCUGGAGACGCAGCAGGAGGUGCCUUAUGGUCAAUGCUGGGUGUUUGCUGGUGUGGUUACUACAGUAUGCCGUGCACUGGGUAUUCCAUCACGAGUGGUGUCAAACUUGGUAUCCGCUCAUGACGCAAACUCAUCCCUCACCGUUGACAAAUACUACACCGAGAACAUGGAGGAGCUGGACUUCGACCCCAACAACCCACAGGGAGCUGAUUCGAUCUGGAACUACCACGUGUGGAAUGACGUGUGGAUGGCGAGACCUGAUCUGCCACCGGGUUAUGGUGGCUGGCAAGCCGUAGACGCUACGCCUCAAGAAACAUCAUCAGGAAUGUACCAAUGUGGUCCAGCGCCAUUAGAAGCUAUAAAGCAGGGUGUUAUCGGUUUCAACUACGAUGUUGAGUUUAUGUUGGCAUCUGUUAACGCCGAUCUCAUGAGGUGGAGGAAAGACCCUGAAUCGGAGUCAGGAUAUUCGAUGGUCGACACCAACAAUUACCAUAUCGGCCGUAUGGUCCUCACGAAGAAACCCUUCGUGUUCGACCCUCUUGGGGAUGAAGAUAGACAAGAUAUAACCGCUGAAUACAAACACAGGGAGGGAACUGCAUCUGAAAGAUUGGCUCUAAUGAACGGCGUGCGGUACUCCGAAAGGGCAAAGAGAUAUUACGCCGUCGCCGCUAAUUCCUCUAGUGACGUGACGUUCAAACUCCGUGACAUUGACACGGUACCCAUCGGCAAAGAGUUCAGAGUAAUCGUUGAUAUCGAUAACAUGUCGGACGAGGGUCGUAACAUCAAGGCCGCUCUCACAGCGACCAGUGUCUUCUACAACGGCGUGAAAGCGGACAUCGUGAAAAAGAUCGAAGGAAAAGUUUUCGUCGGUCCUCAGAAACAUGAACAAGUCAGCAUUCUCGUCCAACCAGACGACUACUUGCCCAAGUUGGUGGAGUAUUGCAAUAUGAAGAUCUCAGCGAUGGCCAUUGUCGACGAGACCAAGCAAUCUUGGGCAGACGAUGAUGAUUUCCAAGUUUUAAAACCCGACAUCAGUAUUAAGUUCAACGAGGACCUGAUCAUCGGGCAGCCGGCGACGGCGGUGCUGUCGUUCGUGAACCCGCUGGAGCGCACGCUGACGGGCUGCGAGUUCCGCGUGACGUCACCGGGCGUGGCGGGCCGCACGCUGCGCCUCGCCGCCGCGCCCGCCGCGCCGCACGCGCUGCUCAGCGCCGACCUGCCCGUGCUGCCCAACAAAUUGGGCAUGAUUAACUUCAUUGCCACAUUCAAGUCUGUUGAACUGAAAGACAUUAACGGCUCCGCUACCGUCGAAGUAUUCGAAGGAUAAACGACUCUAUUACAUAAAAUAUAAGGUUUAAUUUGUAAGCAUACAGAUGUAUUUACUCGUAGACUUAAGAAAAGGUGUAUUUUUUAACAAAUACGUAUAUGAGAUUAGUCGAUGUGCCAUACAUGGUACAUAAGUAAAUAAUGGUAGCUGUUAUUCAUUAAUGAGAUUCUUUAUUUAAAUUUAAGUGUAUAUAUUUAUUUUAAAAUGAAACCGCUUUGAACGAAAAGAUUUGAAUGCAACUUUUUAUAUGUAGCGUUUCUGACGCAAAAACGAUUUACUUCCGUCACGCGUGCCAGUAAUGUCAUAUACAUUAAAAGAUCGAAAUAAAAAAUAUUUUUAAAACCAAA
This is a messenger RNA of Vanessa atalanta (red admiral), 2627 nucleotides long. RefSeq names its product hemocyte protein-glutamine gamma-glutamyltransferase-like. Lineage: Eukaryota; Metazoa; Arthropoda; Insecta; Lepidoptera; Nymphalidae. Gene Ontology annotation, biological process: peptide cross-linking. The transcript is spliced from 15 exons. Gene Ontology annotation, molecular function: protein-glutamine gamma-glutamyltransferase activity. The record is from RefSeq and is a predicted model, not a curated record. The coding region runs from base 163 to 2280 and encodes 705 amino acids.